This is a messenger RNA of Apiotrichum porosum, 474 nucleotides long. RefSeq lists its product as uncharacterized. NCBI's taxonomy places the organism in Eukaryota, Fungi, Basidiomycota, Tremellomycetes, Trichosporonales, Trichosporonaceae. The transcript has a single exon. The coding region runs from base 1 to 474 and encodes 157 amino acids. The record is from RefSeq and is a predicted model, not a curated record.
AUGGCAGAGGGAACCGAGGGUAUGCUUUCCUUUUCGCACUGCCACCGUCUGACUGUAGCUCGUCUUGGUACAGACGUUCCCACACCCACGACUCCUGGCACAAGUUCCAGCGUCCCAAAGGACACCACCGGGGCGUCAACGCAGCUCACGCAACCCUCUUCGCCCGAACCAGAUACCAAGGCCCAGUCCUCAAGCAUGCCCGACGAUGCACACAAGCCCUCGGACCCAACCGACUCCAUAACCAAGUCCUUGGACAUGAGCGCAAGCACCAACACUAGCCCCAACGACAACGACCUCGAAGACGCCAUCCUCCAGCGGCUCCUGGACAACAGCAAGCCCGACGGCGCGGGCCUCGAGGCCGACGAGCUGAUUCCGGCCAUGUUCAACGACCUGUUCGGCAAGGACUACGAGGCGACCUUGGCGGCGUUGCAGCCUGACAAGCACAAGACCGAGGACAGCGGCGAGGGUUUCUAG